Molecule: messenger RNA, 2781 nt
Organism: Monopterus albus (swamp eel)
Lineage: Eukaryota; Metazoa; Chordata; Actinopteri; Synbranchiformes; Synbranchidae
Gene: plppr1
Product: phospholipid phosphatase related 1
Exons: 9
Coding region: 367-1338 (323 amino acids)
Biological process (GO): phospholipid metabolic process; phospholipid dephosphorylation; signal transduction
Cellular component (GO): plasma membrane
Molecular function (GO): phosphatidate phosphatase activity
Source: RefSeq, a predicted model, not a curated record
CUACAGAAAAAAUUUAUGGGCUGGGAAUAUGCAGUCUGCACAACCGACUCGCUAAGGUCCCUGCACUGAAUUAAGGAGGCUCCGCUGGACCCGAGUGCGCGUCUUGUCUCCGCCCCCCGACGAGGCACAGCAUCCAUCCUCAUGCGUUCGCACGCAGCGUGAUCUCUAUCACAAACCGAGAGCGGCGGCUUUGCUGAUCCGAUGGAGUAGUAGUACUAGUAGUAGUGGAACUGCUCACGGGUUCCUUUUGCCCUUUUCUCCUAUCUUCUUUUCAUGGAUUUGCCCUUUCUCUGGAAUAUUGCUUCAUCCCAUCGCGAGUAAACUGCUGUGAAUCCUGAGAGGAGGAGUCUCCCAACAGGAGAUGAGAUGGCGUCCAACAAUACCCUGCGUAGCUACUCCAUCAUCCCAUGUUUCAUCUUUGUAGAGCUUGUCAUCAUGUCUGGCACGGUGCUGUUAGCCUACUACAUGGAGUGCACAGACCUGUUCAGCGUGCACGUGCAGGGUUUCUUCUGUAAUGAUGCUGAGCUGAUGAAGCCGUACCCUGGCACAGAGGAGUCCAGCUUCAUCCCCCCCCUCAUCCUGUACUGCGUGGUAGCUGCCGCUCCCACCGCUAUAAUUUUCAUUGGAGAGGUAUCCAUGUAUGUGAUGAAAUCAACAAGGGAAGCUCUCCUGGCCCAGGAAAAAACCAUUGUGACAGGAGAGUGUUGUUACCUCAACCCCCUUAUCCGCCGUAUCAUACGCUUCAUAGGUGUGUUUGCAUUCGGUCUGUUUGCCACAGAUAUCUUCGUCAACGCGGGCCAAGUUGUGACAGGAGGACUCUCCCCCUACUUCCUGUCUGUCUGCAAGCCCAACUACACUGGUACAGAUUGUCAUUUGAAUCACCAAUUUAUCAUCAAUGGCAACAUCUGCACUGGGAAUCCUGUUAUUGUGGAGAACGCCCGCCGGUCGUUCCCAUCUAAGGAUGCUUCGUUGAGUGUCUACUCUGCUGUUUACCUGACGAUGUACAUCACCAGCACCAUCAAGACCAAGUCCAGCCGCCUAGCCAAGCCUGUGCUCUGUCUGGGUACACUCUGUUCGGCCUUCCUGACAGGCCUCAACCGAGUCUCAGAGUACCGAAACCACUGUUCCGACGUAGUGGCUGGAUUUAUACUGGGGUCAGCUGUCGCUCUCUUUCUGGGUGUAUGUGUUGUAAACAACUUCAAAGGAGUCCACAGUGCAGCAGUUAAACAGAAGACUGAAGACUACCGUGGCCUGCCUCUAAUGACCUUCCCCCGCGUAGAGAGUCCUCUGGAGACCCUCAGCGCACAGAGUUCCUACAGAGAGAGGGUGUUAUGUUAAUCAACUAAAGAAAGGAACCACUCAGCAUCGAUGACAGAGGUCACAUGACUAAGGGGGCAGCACCGGGUCACGUUUGCAUCUCCACAGCACUUCCAGACACAAUGACGAGGACGCAUGACACGUGGCUUCGAAUGCUUAACAAAAAACAAACAAAAACCCCACACACACUCCUGAUUUAUCUGUUUAAAUGGAGGACAAAAUACACCAUGUUUGUAAUGGUUCUCAUGUAAAGGGGCUCGGCUCAGUUCAACCUGCCGAGGCAUGCAGCUCAUGUCAGAAUUAUCACAUGCGAACUUAAGCACAGGUUGUUUAUCCAGACUUUUGAAACCAUUUGAAACAUGGGACAUUUUUUUCCUCCAAGAUGUGCUGUUUGUACUUAGAGGACAGUGUUUUGUACAUUUUGUAUGAGUGAGUGCUGUAGCCUAUCCUGACGGUGUUAAACCUGCACACUUCCUGUCAGCUGACUCACUCUGUUUUACAUCACAUCCUGUCGGGUGAAACGCCUUGUCCAUUACUACAUCUAUCUCCCUUAGUCUGAAAUAUCUGCUAUGGAAAAAAAUAUUGAUGUUGUCGUUCUGUGGUGUUUGUCAUUUGUACAGAAAAAAAGAGAAUCCUUCUUUUUAUUAUCUCUUUCUGUACAUUAAUUGACCAUGUCAGGUCAUAUUUUGUAAAGAUUUUUUUGUUAAUCUGUAUGACUAUUAUAAUCCAUUUGGACCUGUUUGCCUGCUGUAAAUCUGGUUUCAGUAUCAGUUUUGGUGUUUUGGGGAAUGACCCUUCUUUCCUUUGGAGAAAAUGACAAGAAGAGUCGGUGACAUCCUAUGAGUCAGAAAAUGGGGUUUGGCACCUGCAGUGCCACAGUAUCAGCCACAAUGUAUGAAAAUGUGAUUGGUUGAAAUUGUCUAUGUGAGUGUGUUUCACCCCAAAUUCCUGAUUCACUGUGAUGUAAAAAGGAACUUCUUCAGAGAGGUCCAGUGGGGCUAGCUUGCUUCAGAUGUACCUGAAGAUGCCACUGGUAUAGCUUUACAAUUAAAUUUAUACCAGAAUCCCAAUGGAAGACAUCCUUACAAAAUAUACACUAAGGGGGAAAAAAUAAAAAUGCUCUUUGGAGGGAAAAUGAGUGACUUACUUACAACAAGUCCCGGCUAGCCUUUUUAAUGGAAACCAGGCUAAUCAUUCAUCCUUCACUUUUCCUCCUUGAGCCACCCCUCCCUGACCCACCAGUGGAUUGUGAUGCAAUGUUGUGACUCCAUUUUCUGUUGGAAGAUAUGCCCAGCAUGAAGAAAGAAGUCAAGAUGUUAAUAGAUAUUCAUGAUUUGAAUUAUGCUCAUUAUCAUAGUGAUUAUAAUUGUCUUUUAUUUUGAAAACAAACAAAAAAAGGAUCUGAAAUGCUGCAUAUAUUUUUUUUCUUGGUUUGUUCACAAAUUAAAUAGUCAGUAGCAGCAA